Messenger RNA from Onychostoma macrolepis, 2496 nucleotides. It is a transcript of the gene fgfbp2a, whose product is annotated as fibroblast growth factor binding protein 2a. Lineage: Eukaryota; Metazoa; Chordata; Actinopteri; Cypriniformes; Cyprinidae. The transcript has 2 exons. Bases 1388 to 2131 code for a protein of 247 amino acids. Gene Ontology annotation, biological process: cell-cell signaling. The record is from RefSeq and is a predicted model, not a curated record. Gene Ontology annotation, molecular function: growth factor binding.
CAUUCAUAAAGGAUAAAAGUGAUUACAGUGAUAUCAUUCCUCUGUGCUGUUAUUAUUAAAUUUAUAACUUUUUAAUCCUAUAUAAAACUAUAAUAUUAUGAUUACUGGCCUUUGUGUGAAUGGGCCUUAACACUUGUCAUCUGUUUCUGUCAGUUUUCUCUAGAAAAGUCUCUGAGUUAGACAGGCAAAGAAAGUCUGGGACUUGUGGAAGCCAGUAAAACGCUACAAAGGAAGCCACAAAUAAGAGCUGUAAUUGGCCUCUCACACAGCCACAGAUCCUUUGAUUCUAGUUGAGUUGAUUUGUUCUGGAUGUUUAUAUUUCAAUUCCUGCAUCAGUUACAAGGACCCCCUACUUCCAGCUACGACUGAUUGCUUGAAAAAUAAAGAUGUGAUUAGUUCAUGUCUGUCGUAAUUCAGAAGAUCAGACACACUUUCAAUAAUGGCCUCUAACUCCAUGCUUCAUAGAGUAUAAUCCUUAAUGCAGAAUUGUCAAAAUCAUUUAUUUUGCAUUACACAUUUCCAAUUAAAAACAGAAGAUUUUGUGACUUCAUACCUCUUAUUGUAAACUUUAUCUCAAAAUGGCCUUUUGUACUUUUUAUUCCGAGGUAAAAAUGGCUUCAAUAGUUCAGUGACGGAAACAGAUCGCAUUUUAUCACAUUUAAACCAACAUGACUGCUUUGAACAAACAAGUCACUUCAGGUUUGCAUACACUCUUAAAAAUAAAGGUUCUAAAAGCAAUGCUAUAGAAGAACGAUUUUGCCCCAAAGAACCUUUCAGAGAACAGUUUUUAAAAGAACCUUUUUUUUUUUUUUUCCAAGUCUGAAGGACAUUUUAAAAAUCGAAAGACUCUUUUUCUACUGUAAAAAAUCUUUUGUGGAAUGGAAAAGUUCCAUGGAUGUUAAAGGUUCUUCAUGGAACCAACAAUGAAGAACUUUUAUUUUUAAGACUGUUUGGUCACACAAGGAAGUCCACUAAACCAGUUCUUUUUUAAGUACUCCCAUAACCCAAGAUUAAGAUUUCUUGGAGGGCAUGGACAGAUUGUUUCCCAACAUCAUAAACAUAAACACAAACACAAAACGUGACUAGAAAACUAAUAUAGCUGCGGUGUACUGUGGGCUACACAACCAAUGCCAAAAAAGUUCCAGAAUUGAGAUUGUAAAGGGGCACUCUCCAUUCCACUUACCGUGUCUAAACAUUUCCUCAAUUGGUUACAUAUGUGUCCCUGCUUCUUACUGACAGUCACCAGAUGGCCAAGCAAACAAUACACUCCCCAGGCGGAAAGCCAACUUGUGGGGCGGAUUUUUUAACCUCAAAAUACCCUUUUUGUGACCAAAGCAUUUAAAUAGUGGAGUCAGAAGUCUCUCCGCCAGUGUCAGUGCCUCACAACAUGUGGACAAUCACAAGCACAGUCCUGCUUACAUGCUGCCUCCGGGCAGCUCUCGUCCAGAGCCAGGAUCACGACGAUAUCGAGCCAGGACACGGGAGGAACGUUUGGGAAGACAUGACUGAGUUUCUUACCAAAGGCACCAAAGAUGAAUGCAGCUUGAGCGUGACAGGACAAGGCGAUCUGACGAAGCUCCGCAUCACUUGCCUGGGCCUGGAGCGCUCUUACUGGUGCGAGUACCAGGGCAAGCCUCAGGUCUGCCGCUCUUACAACAACAACCCACUGCAUUACUUCAGGCAGAUCAUGUGGGAACUCCGCAAGCUGCCGAAUGCUUGCCAGGGCCAGCGCGUCCUCAAGCCUCUCAUGUGCAGGAGAGCAUCGGACGAGGCCCAGAUGGUCUUCACAAGUGCUUCCUCAUCACACGCCAAGCCAAUGGACAGGCCCUACAGACCAACUCCUGACAGACUCCUGCAGGUGAGACCACAACAGAGACAACGGGAGCAGAGGCCAAAGCCUACUAGACCACAAAUAUUAAGAACCCAAUCAGCCAGAACUGCUCAGGACAAGGCAAAUCAACCCAAAGCUGUCAAAUCCACCACACAGAGGAGAAUUAUUACACCCAAACCUACUGUGCCACAACCAACUACGCAGGUACCCACAAGUGAGGCCAAGAAACUUGCCCAGGACUACUGCUGGCGCUCAUUUCAGGGGGUCUGUUCCUUCUUCAUAGGGUGGUUCAGAAACUAAGAAAAAGACAACAAACCCCGUCCAAGAUGACUCAGAAUGUCUAACAGCAUGAAGGUUUUGGACUGACGGAGAGAAAUGGAGGUGUGUGUUAUGACUAACAGGACUGUGGGAACACCAUCAAUAUGUUCUUAUGUAUUGCAAAUGUAGACUCUAAUGUUAUCAGAACUAACAAGAUCACACUGCUAGUUAUCAAUGAAUUUAGAUGUUGAGCGUAAUGCUGGUAUUUUUUGUUCUCCAACUGUAAACUAUAUGAUGAGGAACUUAUUCUUAUUAUGUGUACUGAAUACUAUAUCUGUAUUAACCUUGCUAUGUUAUAUAUUUAUGAGUGAUUCCCAAUUUUGGGUCAGCAUUUCUGAAAGCUGUAG